AUGGCAGCAACGGCUACAGCUACAGCAACGGUCACAGCAGUUCAAGUGCUGUCACGGUCAUCCAAUGCCAAUUCGAAUGCGUCGCUAUCUGGCAGUACACAUGCAGGUACACAUACAGGUAGAUCUACUAGUAUAGGUCGAGAUGGAGGAGAUGUAGAUCGAGGUCUGAUCCUGAAGCCACGGUCGUCUUUCGAACAACGCACCAGCGAUCGACUCAAGGAAAUGGAUCUGGCAUUGUGUACGCUGAGAUUUGCUGAUCUGCCCUUGUACGGACGAGACACACAGCUAGAUACCCUUCAACGGCUUGCCAAGUCUCUCACCAAGCAGACAUUCACACGGGGAUUGCUCACCAUCAAUGGACUCUCUGGCAGUGGCAAGACUGCAUUGGCAGUCAACCUAGAAACCAUGGCCACUGGACUUUCACUUGGACUUUUCCCCGCUUACAAAUGUGAACUUGGCAAUACGAAUGAAGAUCCAUUUGCUUGCAUUGAACAUGUCAUUGAUGCUCUCUGCCAGCAAAUAUUGCAAUUGCCAUUGAGACAAGGACAGCCUCUCCUCCACUCUACUGGGACUAGUACUGCUUCCACUAUCAGUAUCAGUAGUACUGGCACUGGCACUGGAUCGUCCUCCACUUCUAAUUCCGGUACUGGUACUUGCAACAAGGUUUUCCUACAAGACAUCACUGACACACUAGCCAAAGAGUUGGACAAGACGGAAAAGGAAGCAUUGAUGGCAGCUAUUCCUGCAUUUGCAGACAUACUAUCCAUAGCCACAGUAACAGCAACAGCAACAGCAAGUUCAGAACAACCCCAAGAGCCCCAGGCAAGCAAUAAGGAUGCGACAUCCUACAAAGAAGAAGCCUCCAAAAUGCACUAUGUCUUUCGACACUUUAUACGCAUUGUGGCAACACAUUGUCCCAUUACCAUUCUCAUUGAUGAUUGUCAAUGGGCCGAUGCUGCAUCCUUCCAAUGGAUCAAAGCUUUGCUCACGGAAACAACUGACACUUGCAAUGACGUCGACGUGGGAACAGUACUAGUUGUACUAUGCUAUCGAACCAAUGAGGUCAACCAGCAACAUGAAUUGAGCAAGAUGCUGUGCGAUUUGAAGCAGAACGACAGCGACAUCAAUAACAACAGCGACAACCAAGCCUUUCUCCUGGAAGAACUAGCAGUGGGAAACUUGACAGUGCAAGACGUUAACUCCUUACUGUCUGCACUCAUUUCAUGCUCGGACCUCAACGAAACUCUGGAGCUGGCCAAGAUCGUACACGAAAAGACUCUCGGAAAUGCGUUCUUUGUCGUACAGUUCAUUAUGCGUCUUCGAGAUGAUCAGCAUUUGUCAUUCAGUUUGGGGCUCAUGAAAUGGGUAUGGUCCGAUGCUAACGAAAUCAAAACGAACUAUCAAUCCACUGAUAACGUGGGCGAUCUCAUGAAGGGGAAACUACAGGACAAUGCAACUGCUUUGAGUGUCCUGCCAGUGGCGGCAUGCCUAGGUUCCAUGUUCCCUACUGCUGCUGUGGUAGAUGUCAUUGAACGGUUACGAGAACAUCAACAAAUGACAGACCAAGAUGAAGACGCAAAUGACACUCUCGAUGCGGCUACGUCUAUACGGGAAUGUUGUGAGGAAGGAUUCCUAGAACCAGUCCCAGGGAGUCCAGACAACACUCGAUUUGUUCAUGACCAGAUCCAACAAGCCGCCCUUCUCUUUGCCAAUCAAGAGUUGAAAAUUGCUAUUGGAAACGUCUUGUUGGAUCUAUACGCAGGGCGCCAAGAAGAACUAGGAUAUAUGAUACAUGCAGCCCUCCCUCUCGUCAACCUUCAGACAACUGCCCCAAGUGACCCAAAACGUCUCCAGAUCAUCCAAAUGAAUGCUUCGGCAGGCAGAAGGGCAUUGGAAUGUUCAGCUUUUGAACAAGCAGUGCUUCACUUGAAGACGGCAGUCAGCUUGUUGAUUGACAGUCAUUGGGCUAAAAAUGAGGAGCUUUCGGCGGAAAUCUUCACCAUGGCUGCGGCAGCAGAUUUUUGCACGGGAGAUCUAGAACGUGUACAAACACACGCAGACCAAGUCCUUGGAAGACCGUACGUCCCUUUGCUUGACAAGGUCGACAUUUGUCACACAAUGAUGGAUGUCUAUGAGAGUACCUUUAACAGCAACAAAGGGGUUUUGCUCGGAUCAAAGAUCUUGAAGGAUUUGGGACGUCGCUUCCCAAAAAGAAAACUGGGAAUCACUACCAAGACGUUGUCGGGUCUACUCAACGCAAAGCUGCAACUCAAGAAGAAGCUGUCAAAGGAAGCAUUGUCGAAAAAACCAAUCACCACUGACAGAAAGACGCUGGCAACUAUGCGGAUGCUGGACAAGUUUGCAUCGGCAGUCUAUCAUGCCAAGCCAGAACUCCUUCCUCUAGUCCUCCUUGAGUCAACAAAGUGCUCUGAGACGCUUGGUUUGAAUGCGUACUCAGCAGCUGCGUAUCCUUUCGUUGGGUUGAUAUUUGCAGGAGUCUUUGAAGACUUUGAAACUGCCAAAGUCUGCGGGGAAGCUGGUGUCAUGAUCAUGAGACGAUGUGACUUUCCGCGGAUCAAUUCACGUUGCAUUAUGCUGGCGUACGGCCUUUGCAUUCAUUGGUCUACUCCCUUGAAGGACUGUCUGAAUACUCUUCGUGAAGGGUACGAGACAGGGAUGAAAACCGGUACAUUGACUGCGGAUGGAGCCUUUGGGGCCAUCCACUUCUACUUGUCAUUUUGCUUCUGGUCGGGCCUGGAUUUGAAGACUCUUCAUGCCGAUUAUUCAACGUACAUUCGCCAAAUGGAUGAAUGUGGAGCUGCCAAGGCAGCGUUAAUGACGAAACCCAACAGACACAUUAUCACUCGACUUCGUGGUUUGCCGGAUGAAAUGAAUGAGGAAGAGGUCGUAUCCUUCUCGAGGGAGAAGAAGGAUCCAGUUGUCGAGUGUUUUCUUCGUUGGGCUCAAAUCUGGCUUGCCUGCUACUUGGGCCACCACCGGGAAGCGGCAGAGCUGUCAUUGGAAUGGAUCCCCAAGAUCGUGAAGCUCUUGGCAGCCCACAACAUUGUUUUGGAAUCAAUUUUUGUCAGCGCGCUCUCUUCCAUGGCAGUGAUACGCGAGACUGGUGGGAACAAGAAGCUUCGAAAGCAUGCCACGUUCUGCCGAAAAAAGAUGAAGUCAUGGGUUUCGAAAGGAAACCCCAACUGUGUUGCUCAUGAAUCGCUGCUGGAGGCCGAACAUCGAGCCAUGCAAAAGGAUCGAGCCCUUGCAGUCCGUAGUUUUGAGGUUGCUGUUCUUUUGGCCGGACGUCGUGGUCUAACCCAUCUUCAAGCUCUAUCGAAUGAGCGGUUUGCGAUAUACUUGAAUGAAGUAGGGGAAUUGGAAGAUGCGAAAUACCGUUUUGGUCAAGCUCAGUUUUUGUAUUCUGACUGGGGUGCUACUGUGAAGGCGAAUGAAAUGCGAGUGAUGAAGGAGAGCAUGGAAUGA
Seminavis robusta is the source of this 3486-nucleotide messenger RNA. The record is from the annotation of a GenBank genome assembly. NCBI's taxonomy places the organism in Eukaryota, Bacillariophyta, Bacillariophyceae, Naviculales, Naviculaceae.